CUCGAACAGUCAGAGUGCAUCUUUCACUUAACUUUCACUUCGUUCAUCGCCAUGUCUCUCAAAUUUAUGUCUUCAAUUGAGGGUGUGUUAACGGACUCUGGAGCUUGAAGCUUUGAAGGCGCAGCACGCUGGAAAGAACAACACGUUUAUGUGAGAGCCGCCAUCUCUUAUCGUGUCAACGGCUAUUGUGCAAUCGCUUUUGUCCGAUACCUACUCACGAACGCUAUUCUUUCAGAGUUCAAAUGUUCGCACACUAAUCCAGGUCUUGUCUUUUGAUGAAAUAUGGCAGAUCGACUUGUGAGGUUUCAUUGGCGAUUGUCCACCGCUGAUGUUUUCCGAGUGGCGGUUACCAGCCACACUCAAGAGUCAAAGGUCAAUCUUUUUGUUCGAACUCCUCUCAAAACCACACGAACUUUUGAUCCUGGUCUGUAUAUAUACCGGCUGGCUGAUCUUAUAUCUACACGAUAACGAUCUCCCUCUUCGUGUCAGGUACACGUCUUCAUUCCUCUCUAUCUCUUCCUCCUGUACGAGCACCUCGGUUAUGCAUUCAAUCAAACGAGAAGUCGAUGAGUCGAAGGCUCAAUGGGUCCUAAUGGACAGACCUACGACUCCACUGUCUGAGGAAAAAGACGAGUUCGACCCAAUUUCGAUGCCUCGCAGAUUGCUCUUCCGAAUCAAUACCUGGUGCGAUGCCAGUGACACACCCGGUGUCCCAAUCGCGUCUUCUUCUCUGGUUGAGGAUGCUCUACUAUGCCCCAACGACUCCAUCGUGAUACCAUAUCCUUCUAUAGUUGUUUAUCUAAUGUGGCGACCUUAUGGUCCUAUGCUCUUCCCGGUUGAGAUUCAAACCGGCUCACCAAACAAGCGAAUAACUCGAUACAAAAUGAUGAAGCAUUUAUUCGUUGCGAUCCAGCGAUGGCACGAGCAUCUCGUUGAAUGCGACUAUCGUACGGUCACUGCUCACCACUUCAAGUUCUCGUACGAUAUAACGGGGGUGCAAGUGGAUGAGCUAAAACUCGAUAGACUGGUACAUUACCGCGGCCGACGUUAUGUUGCCCAACUUCAUUGUGAAAAGAUGAAGUCGAUGUCUUCGUCUAAACCCACUCCUCGCCAUUCAAUAACUACCCUUGAGGACAGUUGUUGAGAAUUCAUUUUCUCUACUACUUUAACACACCCUAAUACUAUAACAUACCAAUAUCCCCAUACUAAAAAUACAAAUCCAAUGAUCUAACAUGUUCCUCAUUCAUGGUUCUCCGUAUCCCAGCUGAGACUGUCGAACACCGGGUUGAACUUCCUCUUCGGAGGAUACACAUCGACCCUUGUACCGACGAUAUCUGAAAGCUCCGUUGGCUACACCCCAUAGUAUCCUGAUGUCAUCCUCACGGACGAUAGCGACCAUAAUACCCAUUUCCCGUCUGUGUUUACUUCUACAAGAAUAUCAACGGGCGCACUUUCACGAUUGAG
Somion occarium is the source of this 1464-nucleotide messenger RNA. The record is from the annotation of a GenBank genome assembly. Lineage: Eukaryota; Fungi; Basidiomycota; Agaricomycetes; Polyporales; Cerrenaceae.